This is a messenger RNA of Nerophis ophidion (straightnose pipefish), 5974 nucleotides long. RefSeq names its product mitogen-activated protein kinase kinase kinase 3 (gene map3k3). The record is from RefSeq and is a predicted model, not a curated record. The transcript is spliced from 17 exons. Bases 832 to 2685 code for a protein of 617 amino acids. Gene Ontology annotation, molecular function: protein kinase activity; ATP binding; protein binding. Gene Ontology annotation, biological process: protein phosphorylation. NCBI's taxonomy places the organism in Eukaryota, Metazoa, Chordata, Actinopteri, Syngnathiformes, Syngnathidae.
CGCGCGCUCCUGCGGCCACGAAAAAGAAGUAAAGUGCGCGCUCCUGCGGCCACGAAAAAGAAGUAAAGUGCGCGCGUCCCCGCGGCGCUCAUUUAGCGAGUUGAACAAUCACAAAAACCUCCUGGGAAUUUAAAAAAAAACGUCUUUUCGGAUAAAGCCUUCAACGAGAAAGUGUCACGACGUUUUCGGACAACAUGGCGGUGUCUUGGACUUGGACGCUUAAAAGUGGGUUCCGGUGGGGAAAUGUCUUUUUUUUCUGUCAGGAAGUUGGAUUUAAGUCGCUUGGAAAUUAUUUCGUGCUUUGUUUUGUUUGAGGCGGCACAUUUUCGUCGUACUUUAACGCACUGUUGCCGUUAAAAAACAACGUUUGGCUGCCAAAUGAACGCCAGGCGAAGUUUUCCGAAGUUUAACGAAGUUUGCUGCUCCUCGGCGCCUUAAGUAAGCUCUUGUUUUGUUUCGCACGCCUCGCAGGCCUGCAUUAUGGAUGAAACUACAGCCAAGGAGUGAUCCAGAUGUUUGCCCCGAACAUAUUUAUCACGUUCUCCAAAAAAUGCGACGUUCAGGACAGCCUCUUAAGGAGCAUUUCCGGUUUAAACCCCCCACGUGACGCUGUUUGUUUUUAACCUGGGAAGUGUCGGCGCGCGUGCAGACGCUCACCUGUGCGUGGUCGGACCCACCUGUGCACGCCAUGGCCCGGCAUGGCGCGACCCGCUGAGGAGGAUGAUGAUGAUGAGGAUACACGUGAUCGCUGGCCAGGGAGGACACACGUGACACAGUUGGCCUGGCAGCGCUUCCGAAGAUUGGUUUGAGGACCACGAAAGCAUCGCAGCAAUGAAUGAACGACAGGCUCUCCACUCCAUCAUGAAGGACCUCGUAGCCCUGCAGAUGACGCGGCGCCAGCCGGUCCUGCCAUACGACGGCGGCAAACUGAAGACGCCAACUCAUGCUAACAGACAGGAGGACGUCAGGAUGAAGUUUGAGUUCUCAGGCGAGAGGAGGAUCCUGAUGUUUGGACGGCCUGUGCAGUUCGAUGACGUCCAGCACAAAGUCAAGGCUGUGUUUGGCCAACAGCUGGGCCUUCAUUACAUGAGCAAUGAGUUGUCCAUCCCCUUGAGAGGUCAGGACGACCUCGACAAGGCCGUCGACCUGUUGGAUCGAAGCUCCAACAUGAAGAGCAUCAGAAUCCUGCUGCUCGCUCAGGAGCACAACAAUGCGUCGUCCCCGUCUCACCACGUGCCGUGCAAGCAGGUGAGGAUCAAGGCCUCCCAGUCCACUGGCGAUGUCAGCACGGUGUACCAGUCCUCUGAACCAAGGGGGCGCCAUCUUUCAACGGGUUCUCAGAACACGGGGCGUAGCUCGCCGCCUCCCGGUUACGUGCCAGAACGCCAGCAGAGGAUCGCGCGCCAAGGUUCAUACACCAGCAUCAACAGCGAGGGCGAGUUCAUCCCGGAGACCAGUGACCAGUGUGUGCUGGAUCCUUGGAGCAGUGCAGAGAAUUCCAUGUCUGGAAGCUGUCAGUCCCUGGACAGCAACUCAGACAGCCCCGCCCUCAGGAAGUCUCGCAUGCACCGAGCCAAGAGUUACCCUGACAACCGACAGGAGUUCUCGGACCGGGAGAACCACGUCUAUGACCGCGUGGUGGGAAAGGGAGGCACAUACCCUCGCCGCUACCACGUCUCGCUGCACCACAAGGACCACAGUGAAGGUCGCCGCACAUUUCCGAGGAUCCGACGCCCCCAAGGCAACCUUUUUACUCUGGUGCCUUCACGACGCUCGCUGAACGGCAGCGAGGAGAGCAUCGGCAGCUGGCAGCUCGUGGACACGCAGGGAAGACUCCGCCCACAGGAGCGUUCUGUCGCGCAUAAAUCGCCGAGCGCUCCAGUGACAUGGCGGCGGGGGAAGCUUCUAGGCCAAGGCGCUUUCGGGCAGGUAUACCUGUGCUACGACGUAGACACUGGGAGGGAACUGGCCGCCAAACAAGUCCAGUUCGAUCCCGACAGUCCUGAGACCAGCAAGGAGGUGAGCGCCUUAGAGUGUGAGAUCCAGCUGCUAAAGAAUCUUCAUCACGAGCGCAUCGUGCAGUACUACGGCUGCCUGAGGGACCACAACGAGAGGACCCUCACCAUCUUCAUGGAGUACAUGCCGGGGGGCUCAGUCAAAGACCAGCUGAAGGCUUACGGGGCCCUGACGGAAAACGUGACCCGGAAGUACACCAGGCAGAUCCUGGAGGGAGUGUCCUACCUGCACAGCAACAUGAUCGUGCACAGAGACAUUAAAGGCGCCAACAUCCUGCGGGAUUCGGAGGGCAACGUCAAGCUGGGAGAUUUCGGGGCCAGCAAGCGGCUGCAGACCAUCUGCAUGUCGGGCACCGGCAUCCGCUCUGUGACCGGCACCCCCUACUGGAUGAGCCCGGAAGUGAUCAGUGGAGAGGGCUACGGCAGAAAGGCCGACGUCUGGAGUCUGGGCUGCACGGUGGUGGAGAUGCUGACCGAGAAGCCCCCCUGGGCAGAAUACGAGGCCAUGGCGGCCAUCUUUAAGAUCGCCACGCAGCCCACCAACCCGCUGCUGCCCUUGCACGCGUCCGACCAGGCGCGGGACUUCAUCCGCCGCAUCUUCGUGGAGGCCAAGCAGCGGCCGAGCGCUGAGGAGCUGCUCCGCCAUCCCUUCUCCCAGACCGUGUGCUGAACUUUGACCCCCUUCUGACGUAGCGCCCUGUAGCUUCUUCCGCGCCGUGGAAGUCCCCCUUUGCUCAAAUCCAAAUAGCUGGUUGUUGUGAAGCUGGAAUGUGCUGCUGCACCACUCGUGUCUGUGUGGACGUUAUAGCAUGUUAGCGCCUUUGCAAACAUGCGGCGGCGCCCCUCGCUGAUCAGGGUUGUGUUCCUCUCGGCUAUCUCUCCGUUAAGUACGUCUGUUCACACAAUGUUGGAGAUAAGUAAUGACUAGUUUUCCUUUAAGAUGAGAACCUUACACCUUCUUGCUCAGAGUCUCGGAGUUGUUAACAGGGAGUUUGGAAAGUGUGUUUAUGCGUGAAAGGGUUAAGUGCUUUUGAGUGGUUUCAAUUGUGGAUUGUUGGCUUGGAGAAGGUGUAAUACUGAGAGUGUCCAGUAGGUUGUAGUCAUAAGUCGUUGGUCCAGGGAGGAAACGCAAGUAAGCUGGCAGAGGUUGCAAUGUGCGACCUCACCACGAGAGGUCGGCAUUCCGGUCUGCUAAAUUGCUCAUCACAACAGGAUUGUUUCUAACUUUUUUAUUUUCAAUGUUCACUCUCAGCAGGGGGCUUUUUCGCUCAACCAGGGGUGUCCAAAGUGCGGCCCUGGGGGACACAUUCUAAAAAUAUUAUUCAACAAGAAAACCAAUCAAUCAAUCAAUCAAUGUUUAUUUAUAUAGCCCUAAAUCACAAAUGUCUCAAAGGACUGUACAAACCAUUAAGACCAGAACAUCCUCGGAAGAACCCACAAAAGGGCAAGGAAAACUCACACCCAGUGGGCAGGGAGAAUUCACACCCAGUGGGACGCCAGUGACAAUGCUGACUAUGAGAAACCUUGGAGAGGACCUCAAAAACCGCAAUAAAAAAGUCUUGAAAAGUUGAUAUGAAUAAAAUUAAUGAUAGUAUUAAUAAUCUGAUUUGUUACCUUUAACAAAGCUGAAAUUAGUAUUAACAUUUGAUAUAGGGAUGUAACGAUAUGAAACAAAAGUAUUUUUACACAAAUUGAAAUCUUGAAACCAAGCUUUAUUGAAAUGAAAAAAAUAGACGUGCAAUAAAUAUCUUAAAAUGUAUCAAGAAAGCAUAGUUUGUAGGUUCAAUGUGCACAAUCAAAAAUCUUAGUUUCUCAGUAAUGUUUAGAUGUGGUAUGUUGUUUCUUUAUGGGGAACGCCGUUAAUGUGUCUCGUGUUCAUAUUAGCACUUAGGCUAGCUUGCGUUUAGCGGGGCGAGUUAUCAGCUAGCGAUUAGUGUGUUAGUUUGUGAUUAGAGACGCUAGCUGCUUGCUCGCAAUCAACACGCUUGCUGCUAGUUAGCAAAGAACGUUAGGUGUGCGCAAUAGAAAUCCAAUUCACAUCUGAAUCGCAGUUUUUAGUCAUCCCAAUUCGAAAUCGAUUCAUUAUUUUCAAAAAUCUAUUACAAAUAUAUAUAUAUGUAUAUGUAUGUAUGUAUGUAUGUAUAUAUAUAUAUAUAUAUAUGUAUAUAUAUAUUUAUCAAUUUAUACAUUUAUUUUAGUGUGCGGUCCUUUGUGGAGAACAUUUUGGACACCCCUGCUUUAAGCUCACUUAUGUUUUGUUUUUUUAAUAUGACAGCAAAAAAAGCUUUUUAUUCGUGGUCAAAAACCACAUCCAAGCCCUGAGAUCAAACGUUUCACUCGGAAGGUUUCACUAUCAAUUUAUAAUCAGAUGCACUUUUAAAAUUACACUUUUUCUCUACUUCAAAUGUGAAAAGUAUUUUAUUUAUGCCCCCUGUGCCAGUUAAAAAUGUGUAUGUGUGAAUAUAUAUUUUUUAUACACUUAUUUUUUGUAUGUGGACAACAAACUCUGGCUGGCCGGGGCAAACACAUGUUUGAAUAAUUUCUACUUUUAGACGACGGUUUCAUUCAUGGUUGACAAAUGUGUGUUGUUAGCUGGAGGAAACUGGCGAAAAAACAUGUUUUUUUAUUGUGUUUUUACUUCUCUACUUUUCAGAUAUGAUUAUAAAGAGCAUGCAGGAGUUUUGCCGUUUGACGACUUUGUUCAACCCCCCCGCGGGUUCAUGCCCCUCUGCGGCUGCAACAUUAGGUACACAAUACUAUAUUACUAUUGUGCCUUUGCAAUGACGAUAAUGUUUAGUUCAAAGUAGGUCUGGGCGAUUAGGCUUUUAAACUAUAUAACGAUAUCAGUGUUUAUACUGGUCGAUAUCAAUAAUUGUCUAUUUUUUACGAUGAAAAUAAGGACCAGGAGAAAAAUAUUUUAAAUGUACACAUUUGUAUUUCAGAUUUAUUUAUUGCAAAAAAAAGGAAUAUGUAAGAAAUGUUUAAUAAAAUUUAACAAAAUAGUGGAAAGUGUAAACACAGAGAAACCUAAAGAGAACUAUUUUCUGCAGGUUUAGUGCCAGGAAGUUACAGCUAUGCUCUAAAGGGUGAGCGCGGAUAAGGUCUUAGUGGGGACGAGCGCAGACCACAUUGGUCUGACUACGGUCCUUUUGAAAUAAUACAAAAACUGCCAUACCGUCGAGGUGAUUUUUUCUCUUUUAUCCACAAUUUAUUAAUUUUUUACUUUUUCUUCAAAGAAUCAACCAGAUAGUCUUCCUGGGGUCAACAGACUUAAUACAAUUACAAGUAAAAGCAUAUCAUUAUAACUACACAAUACAGGAAAAAAAAAGCAUCAAUAAGAAAACAAGCAAACAAUUUACAGUCACAGAAUAAUAAUUACCAUAUAAAUAUAACUACACAAUACAAAACCAAACAAAAUUGUCAACAAGCAAACUAAUUUAAAGACUCAGAUAAAAUAUUACUUUCCUUUUAAAAACCUGUUUACUAGGGAUGUUGAUACGGUUACCUGAUUGGUUAUUAGUGAUCACUUCCUGUUGCUCAGUUACCAGAGAGCGAGUGCCUUUGUUCAUGCAACCAACCUUGCUUUGCUGAAAAACAUUUUUUUUGCUAAUAUCAAUAACAUGUUAAUCGCGAUAUUGAUGUCGUUUUAUCGCCCAGCCCUGGUUCAGAGGAUGAAUUGAAAAAUUUGGUGUACAACUACACUGCAUUAUAAAGUUUUUGCUGACAUGAUUCGAUCCAGGUGUACCUAAUGUUGUGGUGGGUGAGGCUCCACCCUUAAAAUAAAAGCCCGGGUGGGAACAAAGGAAGCCAAGCUAUUUUUAAAAUGAAUUAUGUUUAUUUACGUUGAAGUGUAUCAACAAAAACGACUUGCAGUGCAAGGUCCAAUGUAUUUUACAGGAAGUUUCAUGACAGGGUCACAUGUACACAAGCAGUGCCUCAAUAAAUACUUGUUGAAAAUA